Adineta ricciae is the source of this 1716-nucleotide messenger RNA. Lineage: Eukaryota; Metazoa; Rotifera; Eurotatoria; Adinetida; Adinetidae. The record is from the annotation of a GenBank genome assembly.
AUGACAAAUCUGGAACAUUUACCGAAUGAAGUAUUUUAUGAGCUGUUCGAAUAUUUCAACGUCAUCGAACUUAUCCAUGCUUUCAGAAACCUUAAUUCUCGUUUCAACAAGCUUCUUUUCACCGGCUUCCGUUCAUAUCGUCUAGACUUGCGUUCAAUAUCCAAGACGAAUUUCAAUCUAGUGUGUACACAAUACUUACCGGGAAUUAUCGAUCAAGUUUGCUUACUUUGUCUUUCCAACGAAUGUGAAACUCCACAAUUGUACAGACACCUUCUCAAUUUCAAUCUUACCGUUGACGAGUUCACACAUUUACAUGCACUUUUACUUCACAGAAUCGAUUCGGCGAAUGUUCUUCUUGAGAUUACCUCCGAUUGUUUUUACCUUCCACAUCUUACUCAUUUAAAAAUUACCAAAUGUAAAUUUACCAGUGAAUACGCUCCGAAAGAGCUACUUAACAACAUUUGGCAUUUGAAUUCUCUCACAGAUUGCACUUUGGAUAUGACAUUCGAACAGAGUCUGAGGUUUUCUGGACUGUCGAUGAUCUCUAAAACAAUGAAAUAUCUAUCAAUAAAAUGUCACACAUUUUCUUCAAUGGAACUUAGUCAUCUAUUCAGUUUAACACCGCAUCUUCAACAUCUUUCUAUCAAUAUCGGAGAAACCGCUGAUAUUAAAUCACAAUACAUCAUUCCUGCUCCACUCCUUACUCGUCUAAACCUUCAUUUUGGCGGUACACUCUCCACUCUGACAAAGAUUUUGCGAAGUACACCGAAUUUACGACAUCUCAAACUUGAAACUGAAUCGAUCAAUUUAAACGGAAACCAAUGGCAACAACUUCUGACGGAGUAUGUAUCCAAGAUCGAAACAUUUCGGUUUCUUAUUCGAGUUCUAUCAUUAAAAUCCGAUCAUGUCGAAGAACAUCUCGACGAAUUCUUUCAAACUUUUCAAACUUCAUUUUGGCUCGACGAACAUCAAUGGUACGUUCGAUGCGAUUUACCGCAGCAGUCGGGUAAAAUAUUCAUUCUCUAUACUUUACCUUACUGUUCGAAGUCAACUCACGUUGUUUAUCAGAAUCGAUGGUCGAAAACGACUCUUCCUCAGCUGGAUAGGUCGAACUGUUUUGAUCAAAUCUCAGAUGUCUUUUAUAAACGAUGUAAACUUAACUCAUCUUUACCAACGAAUUGUUACCCGAAUAUUCAUCGUCUGACGCUAAGCCUACCGCACGAUAGGAACUUUUGGACGAUCAUUCCGCAACUAGAUUCUUUAACUUCAUUGAAGGUCAUUGAGAAAAAAGAAGAUGAUCGAUCGGAAUAUCAAUUGAAAACUUUAGUCGCCCGAACGCGUCGUCUCAACACGCUAAAUAUCGAUGCAUUGUUAUUUCUGAGAUUGUUACGAAUGAAUUCUCAUCACGCAUCAGUACGUCAACUUGAAUUGUUGCCUUACCACUCGAAAAAAAACCGUUAUUUAAAUGCAACUCAAUGCGCUUUCCUGGCCGAUUCAUCAUUCGGACAACAAUGUGAAGUUCUUCUCGUUUAUAUCAAAACUCGAACAAUUAUUCUUGAUCUCAUACGAAAAAUGUGCAAUCUUCGAGCACUGCAUAUACAUUGUCAAGACGAUCAUGCAGACGCUGACUUGGUCGAAUGGCUGAAGAAUUCCUUGCCAGAUACAUGUUCAAUAGCUCGGUGUCGAUCUGGCCCCAUCCAGAUAUGGAUUCAGUGA